AUGGGAAUUAUACUGUACCACGAGGUGCAGGAGUCCAAACUGUGCGCUUUGCAUUGCGUGAACGCCGUCUUGCAGGGCCCCUUCUUCUCCGAAUUCGACCUGGCGGGGAUGGCGGCGGAGCUCGACCGCGCCGAGCGGCAGGUGAUGUUCGCCGCCUCCGGCGAUUUCGAGCCGGAGUUCUCGCACAACGUUUCCCCUGAUGGCGAUUUCAGCAUACAGGUUCUUGAAAAAGCCCUUGAGGUCAUGGACUUGCAAGUCAUCUCCCUAGACAGCCCGGUGGCCCAGCCCGCGAAAAUCGAGCCUGGAGCCGAAAACGCCUACAUCUGCAAUCUACUAAACCACUGGUUUUGCAUCAAGAAAGUCGAGGGCGAGUGGUACAAUUUCAACAGCUUGUACCCAGCUCCCCAGCACUUAUCCGGAUUCUAUUUAGCUGCCUAUCUCGACUCGUUAAAGGGCUCCGGUUGGAGCAUAUUUCUUGUGAGGGGGAAUUUCCCGGUUUUCGAGCAGCCCGAAGUGGGCCAGAACGGACCUUUUAGGGGUCGGUGGCUCUCGCCCGAGGAGGCCAAAGGGAUACUCGCCCGCCGGGCCCGAACGAGAUGGGAUAGGCCCGGGAGGAAGAGGCGGGCCCCUAUAUUGGUGAGUGAUGACGAGGAUGAUGAUGAUGAGUGCUUGAAGGAGGCGAUUGCUGCAAGCUUGAAGGAGUCUUCUUCUUGUUCGUCUUCUUCGUCGGGGGCCCGUUUGGAUGAGAACGGGCUGGAAAAAAAUGGCGGGAAAGCUUGUGAGGCGAGCGAGAAUCGAACAAAUGGUGGUGGCUCGGAGAAUGAUGGGAACGGAGUGGAGAGCGAUUGGAAAAGGGCUCGUGUUGAAGGUUGA
Messenger RNA from Striga hermonthica, 873 nucleotides. NCBI's taxonomy places the organism in Eukaryota, Viridiplantae, Streptophyta, Magnoliopsida, Lamiales, Orobanchaceae. The record is from the annotation of a GenBank genome assembly.